Molecule: messenger RNA, 709 nt
Organism: Paramuricea clavata
Lineage: Eukaryota; Metazoa; Cnidaria; Anthozoa; Malacalcyonacea; Plexauridae
Source: the annotation of a GenBank genome assembly
UCCAUAUGGGACUGGUGUAUCAUACACCAUAUUUGGCUCACAGUUGCCCGUAUACCAGGGAAAGAAAAUAUUGAGGCUGACUAUGAAUCCAGAAAGUGUAGGCGAAAUACAGAAUGGUGCCUUGACAAAAAAAAUGUUUCACAAAGCAUGUGAAAAACUACACUUUAUGCCCAAUAUUGAUCUUUUUGCUUCUCGGAUAAACUAUCAGGUGAAGCCAUUCUUUUCAUAUCAUCCUGAUCCAGAAGCAUUAGCAGUAAAUGCAUUCCACCAAACAUGGAGUGAUUACAAGUUCUAUGCUUUUCCCCCAUUUAGUAUAAUCAGUCGGGUUCUCCAGAAAAUUCAGAAGGAACAAUGCGAAGGACUUAUUCUUGUGCCAAAGUGGCCCACACAGACAUGGUGGCCAGUUGCUAUGAAAAUGCUUGUUCUGAAACCAGUGCUGCUCCCAAUGCAGGAAUUCACAUUAUUUCUACCCAGAAAAGCACCAACGGAAAAGCUACCAACAGAAAAGCACCCUCCCCAUCACAAAAUGUCCCUGUUGCUGUGUCACUUAUCGGGAAACAACUUGAGAACAGAGGUUUUUCGCAAACAGUUACAAACGUCAUGGAUGCAUCAUGGCGAUCAGGUACGCGUAAGCAGUAUGAAUGCUAUUUAUCCAAAUGGGAACUAUACUGUAGUGAACGGAAAAUCGAUCCCUUUUAUCCAGCUCUAG